AUGCUGUUCUUCAAGACAUUGAGCACACUUGUGCUUGGGCUUUCAUCUGUCGUUUCUGCUGCAACGUAUACCAACCCAAUCAAGGCGAAAGAUGGCUCGGAUCCACACAUUGCGUACUCCGGUGGCUACUACUACCUCAUGACGACUACGUGGACGAAUUUGCAGAUCACUCGUGCCACUACUAUCAACGGCUUGAAGUCGGGUGAGACGAAGGUGGUGUACACCCAAAGCUCCGGAUCGCGGUCUGGAAACAUCUGGGCUCCUGAGUUACAUUACCUUGACAAUGCUUGGUACAUCUACUUCACUGCUGGUGAUGGCAAGGACUUGGGCACGCAGCGUCCGCAUGUGCUGAAGGGCGGGGCCUCUCCCUGGGACUCAUUCAGCUUUCUUUCUACGCUCUCUAGCACAUGGGGCAUCGACGGCACUAUCCUCCGCUUCAGCAGCUGGGGUAACUACUUCGUCUACUCCUGCUUCCUCAACGGCUCUCCCCAAUCCCUUUGCAUCUCUAAGCUCAACUCGCCUGGCUCUAUCGGCUCUCCAAAGCUCCUUUCUCAGCCGACUCUGUCCUGGGAGACCGUAGGUAACCCAGUCAACGAGGGCCCGGCGGCAAUGUACCACGACGGCAAGACCUACCUCACCUACUCUGCAUCCGACUGCUGGACUACAUCCUACUCUCUCGGCCUGCUCACGUGGAAUGGUUCCGGUGACCCCAGUCUUGCGGCUAGCUGGAGCAAGAGCGGACCGCUUCUUACGAGCGCGAAUGGCAAUUACGGGACGGGUCACAAUGGGUUCUUCCAGAGUCCCGAUGGCACUGAGAUCUGGAAUGUGUACCAUGCGACAGCCAACAGUGCUGGAGCUUGCGAUGGCAACAGGUACACAAUGGUCAACAAAGUCAACUGGAACAGCAACGGGACGCCGAACUUCGGCACGCCGGCUAAGCUGGGCACUUCGUUCACUGGGCCUUCUGGCGAGUAA
Didymosphaeria variabile is the source of this 975-nucleotide messenger RNA. RefSeq lists its product as uncharacterized. Lineage: Eukaryota; Fungi; Ascomycota; Dothideomycetes; Pleosporales; Didymosphaeriaceae. The transcript is spliced from 3 exons. Gene Ontology annotation, molecular function: hydrolase activity, hydrolyzing O-glycosyl compounds. Gene Ontology annotation, biological process: carbohydrate metabolic process. The record is from RefSeq and is a predicted model, not a curated record. The coding region runs from base 1 to 975 and encodes 324 amino acids.